CAUAGACACGCAGGAGCCAUCUCUCCACUCCCAGAGUAAUUCACACUCCUAGAUUUAAGACUGCAGCCAUGGCUACGAAGAAGACGGCACCUACGGAUGAUGAGCUAUUGGCUCAGCUCGACGAUUUAGGCAGUAAAGCCACGUCUCGUCCCUCGAAAGCAGCCACGAAAACGAAACAGACACAACCCAAUCAAUCAUCGCAGUCUGAAAAAGAGCUGCUCGCAGAACUCGGCAACCUUGCCCAACGACCUGCCAGUCGACCUGCCACUCCUUCUCUCAAGCCAAAUGCUCCCUCUACCACCGGCGCUCGAUCCCCAAAGCGUACAUCCACAGGCACUCCUCCACCUGGACGGACGAGUGAAGAGAAGUCUAGCAAUGGUCAGCGGAAGUCGGGUGACAGUAUGCGUUCAUUUCAUCAAAGCUUCACGCCGGCCACUACCUCGACUGAAGACUCAGCAGACGCCGAUGCGACCCCCGAGCCAGCGCCUGCCCCUUCGAAGGGUGGUGGAUGGUGGGGAGGUCUACUGUCAACCGCCUCUGCCGCAGUCCACCAGGCCCAGGCAGCCGUGAAAGAGAUACAGAAGAAUGAGGAGGCACAAAAGUGGGCAGAUCAAGUUCGAGGCAAUGUAGGGAUGCUUAGAGGCUUUGGCGGUGAACUGAGGUCAAUGGCAAUGCCUACUUUCCAAAACAUCCUACAGACAAUCGCUCCACCGAUUUCGUCGCACGAACGACUACAAAUCCAUAUCACGCACGACCUUACCAAUUACCCAACCUUAGAUCCUCUCAUCUACCAAGUCUUUAGCAGAGUCAUGGCGCAGGUGGAGGGUGGGGACCUCAUGGUGGUACAACGGGGCCAUGAGGCUGGCCCAAAACGCGAUUCAAAAGAAAUGAGCCGGCCACUGGGUUCGUGGCAUGAUGGACCCUGGUGGAGAAGUGGCGAGAGACGGAGUAUCAAUGCCAUCAAAGGAAUGAUAGAGGGCAGCAAGUUGGUGCGAGCAUCUGCAGAGGGAUAUGCUGAAGAAUUCUUUGCCACUCGAGGUGGUGUAGAGGAGGCAGCUAAGAAAGCAACCGAAACCCUCUCCGAAUCGAACCCGACCAGAGACAGCGAAAUCUUCCUCGCCAUACAAGCCAUUUCUCAGCCCGUCUCAAAGGAUUUAUUUGCGGCAGCACCAAGCUCAGAGCAAGAGGGACAGGUUCAAGAAGCAGAAGAUGAUAAGAAUGCAGAAGAGGUUGUAUUCGCUAUCUAUCUGCACGAUCCCAUCCAUGGCAUCGCCUUCCAAGCCGUAUCCCAAGCUCUCCCAGGGCAGUGGAUGGAGUGGCUGGAUGCACCUAGCGGGGGAGAAGGCACAUUGCCUGAGAGUAUUGAGGAGAUCAUCUCAAGUGGUGGCAUUGACCCUAGGGAGUGGGUGAGUGAAUGGGUUGAGGAAACUUUGAACUUGGCCGUCGGCGUCGUGGCUCAGAGAUACGUGGCCAAACGAAUGGGAGUUGGCGAGGGUGGUGCCGGCAAGGGUAAGCUGAGAGCGGAUCCAGGGCAGGAAGCAAUGCUCCAAUCUGGUGGCGGAGAGGCUGCUCGAGCGUUGGGUGGUAUGUGAUGACUGCGUGUCGACUUAUUUGGGACUUGUGCCCCUAGAUAUACCAUGUGCUGCGAUGUUGGAGUAUGGAGUUUAGUCAACAGGACAUUUCCUGGAUUUCCGGCACCUAUGAUCAUCCAUGGACGGUAUUCCGACAACAGGUACAAUAGGUCUUGCCUCUGUAUGUUAGGUGUUUUGACAAAGAACGAUGGUCCCAAUGUAACAUCUCUCUCGGAGUUCUCAAUACUGUCCACCGCUUGCUGAGUCCGCUUUCAUGGUGUGAGGCGCCGCUGGG
Molecule: messenger RNA, 1866 nt
Organism: Exophiala oligosperma
Lineage: Eukaryota; Fungi; Ascomycota; Eurotiomycetes; Chaetothyriales; Herpotrichiellaceae
Exons: 2
Coding region: 69-1592 (507 amino acids)
Source: RefSeq, a predicted model, not a curated record